Messenger RNA from Symbiodinium sp. CCMP2456, 8161 nucleotides. The record is from the annotation of a GenBank genome assembly. NCBI's taxonomy places the organism in Eukaryota, Dinophyceae, Suessiales, Symbiodiniaceae.
AUGAUGUGUGCCGAAGAGGUGAUGCCCUGCGAGAGUAAGUCUUCCAACGAAGAAGACACAGCAAGCAAGAGCUCGUCAGGUUCCUCCGCAUCAAUCUCACACCAACCGCACAACUGGGUUCACGCCUGGUACCACACGACGACCUCCGUACUUGGGGCGAUCGCUGUUGCCACGUUGCCCUUUUCGUUUGGCUACUUGGGCUGGUUUGCUGGCAUUGCAGUGUGGCUCCUCAGCACGCUUGUUUCAUACUACUCUGCCCGCCUGCUGAUCCAGCUUCAAGGUUCAGAAACAACAUAUUCCCAAAUUGCGGACAGAGUCAUGGGAGAUGGAUUUGCAAAGUGGUGGAUCCGUCCGUUUCAGUUCAUAGUCGUCUACCAGGUUACUGUUCUGACGGCACUAACGCUCGGGCAAACGUUCUUCGCCUUGGAUGAGUUGUUUUCGCCUGCAGCGCAUCUGAAAUCUUCAUGGUGGACCAUCAUAGGUGGCGCCUUCACUUUCCUGAUUGGGCUUUGCCCGAGCCUGUCACACAUGUGGCAGGUCAGCUGUGUCGGCAGCAUAGCAGUCGUGGUCUUCGUGGUUCUGACCUUCGUGGGGUGCGUCCUAAGCAUUCUUUCGCAAGAAACGGAUGUUGAUUUCGGCCGCCCCAAUGAUGGCGAAGGCUUCGUCUUCGGUGUUAUGAACAGCUUUGGGGUGCUCGCCUUCUCUUACGGCGGGCAUGCCGUCUUGCCAGAUUUGCAGGCAUCCUUGCGGUCUCCCACGGUCGAGCGAGCCCAUGCUGCGAUGAACAGAGGGCUCAUGGCUGCUUAUGCCGUUAUCGUACCAUGUUAUGCUGCUACGGCGACAGCAGCCUACGCUGCUUUUGGCGAGAACAUCUCCAGCUACCUACUGGACAACUUCAGCAAUCUUUCAGUUGCACUGUUGGCCUCCUUGCAAGUGCUGCUUGCGGUCAACACCCUUGCGCUGGGUGCAAUCUACAUACAGUCCGGCUUUGCUCUUGUGGGGGAUAUGUUCCCAUCACUUAGCAGCGAUGGUGACCGGUACAGCUGCAAGAACUUGUUGGUCGUGAGAUUGCCUUGGGUGGCCACUGCUACAUUCGUGGCUGUCGCGAUACCAUUCAUUGGUGAUUUGGCCUCGCUUUCUGGAGCGAUCGGCUUCACUGCUAUGACAUUUGUCCACCCCUUCGUUCUGUGGGAAAACUCGCCGCUCGCAAGAGGUGCACCAGCUUGGAGGAGAGCCUGCCAUGCCUUCUUGGCCUUUACCUUCGUAGUGCUCGGCCUGAGCAGUUUCGUGGGCUCUUUGUAUUUCAUCAUCAAGGCAAUUUCUGUCCCCUUGCUUUCAUCUGCUCGACCCGUGGGUGAGGAGCGAUACGGCAACCGAAGCGUGGCAAGUCAGCUUUUUCUGCGUCCCGGCACUCUGCCGACAGGAUACGUCAACAUCUACAGCCAAGUUUGUGUCAAUGCAUCCAAGAACCUCACGGAGACAGAGACUUUAUUAGGCCUGCUUCCAACCGAAGAGGUCUGUGGCUACACGACCUUCGCAGUCAACCACCUGUCACUCCCUGUGCCACCGCUAUCCCUUACCACUGAAAGGCCAUGGAGACGUGUCGCAGAAGUUGAUGAGGUCUUAGCUGCAGCAGCGGCCGGCGCCGAACUGCGCCUGGUGGGAACGCCACCCGCUCCGGGAGCCGCUCCGCAGGGCCCGCCCGUAGAGGCAGAGGGCGUGGACUCUUUGGCCAUCCAGCGUUUGCGGGCCUUGGAGGAUUUGGGAAACAAUGCAAUGCGUGUGGAGCAGCUGCAGUGUGGCUGGCUGGGAGCAGUGGAGCCCGAGGAUAGCACCACGGUGUUGGGGGCAAUCCUUCUGCCGCCCAACACCAGCACCUAUGCUCCACAAGUGCUCUCCAAAGCAAUGGCAGCCCUCAUUCCAGUGGUGACGUGGUCUGUGACAGCAGCGACACGCAAUGGUGCCGCCGUCGUUGUUGAGCCGAUACCCAGCCAACCUUCUGCUGGAGGUGGCUUUCUCAGCAUUGCGCCUGGGCAGCUGGCUCCGGGAUCCCAGAUCCACGUCGAAGUGGAGAUGGCCUUGGUUCCGCCUGGAGAUGCAGGCUCCGCCAGCUGCCCUGUGCCUUUGCGCACGAUGCGGCAAGAGGCAGUCCUGGCGGUAAACUUGCCGCCAGCAGCAGGCUACCUCAAGGUGGAAGAGAGCCAGGCGAACUCGCCGCUUCGGACACUUGUGCUGGAGAACAUGCGCUGGUCUUCAGAAGUUCUACCCCUUCAGUACCGCUUUGAGGCUGCCCACCUGCAAGCACAAGGCGAGCGUCGGUUGUUCCUGAGCGAUUGGUCCUACGAUCCCAAGCUGACUGUGGUCUUCAUUCCCCGCACAGAGGAGAAGCUGCUCUUGCGCGGACAGGUUCGAGACGGACGUGGUACUUUCGCAGCUACUGCGCCGGAGACGGUCCAGUUGAUCUCGAGUGCCUCUGAUGAGAGCGGGCUUCGUGCACUCACUGCGUUUCAACAGGGCCGAAUGUCAGCCGCCGACUACUCCUCAAGGAAGGUUGGGGAGUCAAUCGUGCAGAUCCAAGCAGCGGCUGCGGAUCUGGAGCCCCAUCAGCAGCUGCAACUCUGGCAGGAUGUGGCCUUUGCAGCAUUGAGCGAUGCUGACAACAUCACGGUGGGCAACUGCUCGAAGGAUUGUGGACCCAACGGAGCAUGUCCGGAACCGGACUACGUGGUGAUGGUCCGCAAUGCGGUGGUGGCGACGAAUGCCAGUCAAAACACCGCUGUUUCCGGCGAGCAAAGGCUGGUGCAGGUGCAGAGUUGGACUCGCUGCGCUUGCAGCAUCGGCUGGCAGGGCCAGGCUUGUGAGUCCCGGACCUUCGAGGCCCAGUCACAGGAACUCCUGACGGGUACGGUGACAGAGGCCCUGCAGGGCCUUCUGGGCUCAGCACACCAGCUGCAGGUGCUCGGGAUCACGUAUCAGCAAGGAGCACUGGCCAGGCUUAUGAGACUGCUCGGACGUCUUUGCGAGGACUGUCGGCGGGUCUCCUUGAACGUCUUGGCAUCCAUCACUGGCCUGGCAGCAGGCCUGGCGGCGACGUUACCAAAGUCUGCGCUGCGAGUCGCUGCCACAGACACAGCCGCCUUGAUGUCGCGGAUCUACGCAUGCCUCCCAGACGAGGCUCCGAGCAAGUCUAUGGCUCAGAUGCCAGCACCUGCUACGGUGCUGCUCACAGCAUUGGGCAGCAGUGAGGUUUGUCGACCCAUCAACGGGACAAAUACCACUGUCUGCUACGACCUUGCAAGCUCCGAGGUCCGGAUGACGUGCCCAUCGCCCGGAAGACAGUAUCAGGCCGAAAUCUACCUGAACCCCAGCACGGCCACAUCAAGCGGAGCGGAGGUGAGCUGUCGCGCCAACUUGAACUUGGGCCUUUCAGAGCCCUAUCCGUGUCCAUGCUCGGUGCCCGAAGGCACCUUCUUGGGCUUCGGGCGUUCUGGCAAAGAGCCGUCGCUGAGCGAGACCCUGGGUUUGAGAAACGAGAAGGACAUCCUCUGGCGAGAGCUGUUGAAGCUGUUCUGGAACAACACCAAGUACGGGGGAAACGGGAGCUCGAUUCGGGUUCCCCAGCCCGGGCCAGCCUUGGCGGCAGCUUUAUGGCUGGAGGAAACCGGUGCUCCCACGAGCGAAGUGUCAGCCGCUCUCGCACAGGCGGAGCACUGGCGCUUGGUGCAGCAGGGGACCUUGGCAGCGCUGCAGACUCUGGGCGAGAGCCUCGUCUCUGCCUUGCUGGCGGGAGUCCACCCUGGCCAGGCCGCUCGGAGCGUGGAUGCCUUGCCCAUGGUGGCAUCCUGGGCCGCCCCGAGUGUCAUGGAGACCAAUGCCUCGCAGGGGAGGCUGGGAAUCGCCGCGGUACCACUGGAUUCCCUCGGGACGCGGAUCGAGCUGGAGUACCAGGCGUCAGAUGAGACUAUCUCUGGCACUAGGCUUCCUGGUGCUCUUCCAUACAAGGUACCACUGGGGGCACUCAGAUGGAAGAACAAGAGUCAGAACCUGUACUCGAAGAUGGAUCCUUCUGUGCGUGUGCACAGUGAUGUGGUGCAGCUGCAGCUACUGGCGAGCUCGCAGCCUUCGGGUUCCAACCUGACCAAGCUUCGCUAUCACUUUAUGGUGCCUGAACUGCCGCGGCCGGAUCGGUGUGAGUCCCUGCGGCCCGCGAAGGACCGGCUGGAGCUUUGCUGCAAUGCUUCCCGCUCAACAGUAGGUUCGUUCUCUGAUUUCUCUUGCCUGCGUCCAUUCGCGUCCACCCAGUCGUCAGCUGUGCCUGCCCGACGCCUGGAAGACCGUGGUGGUAGUGACCAUGGGGCAGAUGGGCGCAGGAUCCAGAGUCAGGAGAAGGAAGCAGCCCUCGUGCAGCUGUUUGGCCGCCGUGUGCCGUUUCAAGCAGGACUCGAGGACCUGCUGGAGGAUGUGCAUAUUUGGACGGCGUCGACCCAACCGGUCAUGUUGGCAGGCACACGUCUUCGACUGCAGGGAGGAAACAUGAAGGUGCAGCGUGCCUGUGACAGCCGAGGCAAUGCGGCUGGACGGGUUCUUGUGCGAGAAGGUCUUCUCUUGCAAAACCCCGAUGCAGGCUGGUCAGCAGACGCAUGGUGCCGCACUGUGUUUGACCGCGCGCGGCUGCUACAGUCAUCUGUGCCCAGCUGGCAGACCUUUGCGGAUGCACUGCUCCAGGCAGCAGAGGAGGUGGAGGCGGAUCCGUCCCUGGUGCCAACCUCCAGCACUGUCACCACAAGCACGACAACAUCCAGAACAUCAUCCACAGUCACCGGGACCACCUCCACCUCCACUGGAACCCACACUAGCAACACCACCACGACCGCGACGAGCAGCACCAGCAGCUACUCAUCUACCGCACCCUUUACAUCAUCAACACGCACGUCCUCGAGCAGCACGAUGAGUCGGACCUCGACCAGAAGUCUUACCACAACGACAAGCUUUACGUUGAGUAGCACGAGCAGCACAGACUCCACCACCACCCAGAACAUCACCACGUCUUCCACGACCUCCGCAACAACGACAGAGAUACCCUGGUGCUCACGUGGAGACCAAGCUCAGACUGACACCUGGUGCCCAAGCGGGGUGACGCUGGAGACCGAGCUGCCCGUCUACGUUGAUGCUGAGCUUGCAGACGAGCAGGGCGUUCUACUUUUCGGCGUGUUUGGAGUGCAGCUGUCCAUGCAGGGAAGCUCUGCUUUGACAGUGGGACUGCCUGCUCCUGGCCAGUUGACCCUCCUGAGUAGAGAGCGGAGCCUCGUGUUCCUACAUGCCAUGGCUCUGAUCUAUGCGAGUUGGAUCGACUCAUGGGUGGAGGCACACGAGCUCUCUAAUGCCAGCUACGUUUUGAGACACUGGGCGCCAGAGCCCUCGACCUUGACCACCACCAGCACGACCUUUACCCGCAGCUCCUCCACGGCCACCACGAGCACCAGCACCAGGCCGGUGGUACCUUAUCCUCAGCCUCCUCAGGCUUCGGCCUCCGGGCCCGUCCUAUCGACCUUGGAAGUCGUCUUCUCGGAUCCCCUGGAGCUCUUGACUCGAGCCUUGCAAAUGGAUCUGGAGAACAACGACGGCCUGCCGAGGCUCACCGACAGCUCUGGAUCCCUGGCGACCCGUGGGAUGGCCACCUCGUCGCUGCUGCACAGCUGGUGUGAGGUGCCUGCGCUUGCCCCUACCCAGCGCCUGGCUGCCGUGCUGGCUGCUCUCGAGCCUGCGGUGCUCAACUUGAAUGAUACGACAGGCUCCAGACCGCUCCACACGGUGCUGGCAGCCUUGGAGGAGGGCCUCCCAUCAGAGUGGGAUGCCAGCUACUGGAGCAGUGCACCCGGUGGACCCGGUUGGGAACCGCCACUUCCAACUGCCACCUCCACGACUUGGACCAGCACAUCGACCAUCGACAUGGAGUCUCUGCUCUGUCCGGACGUGGAGUGCUUACCGCCUGCUGACUGCGGCCUGGAUCCUCUGAUGGACUUGGAGUGCGUGGCCUGGUCGGCGCCCUUGCGGCGGUUUGUGCCAGCCUUGGGCUGUGAACUCGUGGCCCAGCCAGGCCGUCAGUGGCCCAUUGUCCAGCAAGGUCGCUUGGAGGUCGUUUGCGAAUGUGAAGCUUGGGCGCUGCACCCUGCUAUGGCCGUGGCUUCCAAGCUGCCAGCCCUGACGCCGUUCCCGCCACAAGUGCAGAUCCAGACACGGGAAGUGGCCGUCUUCUGGUUGGACAAGGCCCACAGCUACAAUUUGCGCGGCCUCUUCGUUCCUCCGGUGUUGCUGCUGUUCGCGGCACUUCACCUUCUGCUGGCCACCUACGCUGAGGUCCGCUGGCGCUCGCAAGCGCGGUGGGUGGCAAUGCGCACCAUGCGGGCAAAGGGCAUCCAGGUUGAGGUGCAACAGCUCGAUGCUGAGGAGAAGGACUUCAUCCGACGACGCGCCGCGGAGAUCCGAGCCACAGGCGAGUUCAGCGCCGCCAUCUGCGCCGCCGAGGCGCAGGAGAUCGUACGACGGGCAGAAGGCCUCCCACAUGCGUCCACCCCGGCAGCAGCACGGCUGGACAUCCGACAGGCCAAGGAUGGCAUGGCCACGCUCUUCCAGGCGCAUGGCCUGGGAGACGUCGAAGACGACGAGGUUCGGAUGCCGCCUUCGGCUCUCAUGGGCCCAGGCGGCCUGCAGCCGCUUCCGGGCACGACCGUGGUGACUUCCUCCUUGUCUAAAGCCACCCCGUCUUUGCUCACACCCAGCGCGCGGAUGCCGAGUGCCACAGGAUCGCCCAUGCAAGCGCUCUCGCUGCGCGAUGCCUCGCUCCGCGAUGCUGCUCAAGAGGGAUUCCGUCCGGAGGAGGCAAUGAUCUCCUCCAAGCCGCCGACAAAGCCGAGGCGGGGGCUCCGUGGCUUGAUCGUCGACGCUAUUCGGAGGUGCAGGCGAAAGCACAUCUGGCGAGCCUGCCUCGCGCACCACAAGAUCCUCUUUCUGUCUGACGACUCACAGACCUUUAUCUUCAGUGCACCAGAGCGAGCUGCGAUGUUGCAUGCGAGCCUUUGGAUCAACGCGGUGUGGCUGUCUGUGGUGCUGGGUGGCUUCGAGCACCGUCGACCUUUUCAGGAACCCGCCUGCCUAAGAGAUGCUAGUGAGUUUCGCAUUGCAGAGGUUGGAUGCCUGUUUGAGUCUACCUCCGUGGGCCUUGCGGUGCUGGCAGCAGCGCUCACUCCUCCUGUGGCCGGAGCUCUGCAAACAUUCUGCCGGGGCCGGAGUUUCGUCGUGAGAGCGAAGGACCUCAGUGUCGAGGAUCGUGACAGAGCCUUCACGCGCCACUUUCUGGGUCCAUGGCCAUCUGUACUGAUGGCGCCAGCAGAAGCCAAGGUGCGCGUGUGGAAUGUCUUCUGCAAGCUCUGCCGCUUUUGCCCUUUCGGGUGCUGGCGGCCACGGCGGCGGAAGCUGCUCCCGCUCCACUGGUGGCCGUCCUUGGUGCUCCCCUGCCUGGUGCUGCUUAUUUGCCUCGUGGCGUGGAGACUGUGCUUCUACAUGUUCCACUUCUCCACCUCGAUAUACAUGUGGGAAACCACUCAGACGGAUCAGCCCGGGCGCAUUGAGAUCCAGCUCCCUCCGGAUGAGCAGGCGGAGGCCUCUGCAGCCAGUGCCGAUGAGAGUUGGCAGCCACGGCUGGUCUUAGUGCCAGAGAUGCAGCGCUACGUCGUACUGCUAGCGAUUAGUUGGUUGUUGAACCUGGUGCUUUUCGAGCCGCUGAUGCUGAUCCUGCACUUGUUUGUCGGAGAGCCCUCUGUGGAUGAAUGCUUGGGGCCUGUGCUGCCGAUUAUACUGCUAGUGCCACGGGCAAUCAGUUUCUGUUGCAGUGUGCUUGGCAAAUGUCUUGAUCGACUGGGCUCGUGCCUGCAGCGCUUCUGGCCAGAGAGAUUGGUCCUGAAGGUGAGAGGCCUCUGUGGGCCUCGCAGCAUCUGCAAGGGCUGGUGCCGUUGUCGAAGCUGCAAAUGGUGCCGCUGCAAGCGGACCGAAGUGGAGCCAAUCUCGCCGCCGGACUUGACAGAGACGAUCGAGUCCGAGGACGAAGACGAGGCCAGCGCUAUAGACAAUUCAUCCCAUGCCUGCACCGCAGUGGAUAUCAGCU